Molecule: messenger RNA, 939 nt
Organism: Eublepharis macularius
Lineage: Eukaryota; Metazoa; Chordata; Lepidosauria; Squamata; Eublepharidae
Product: olfactory receptor 13H1-like
Exons: 1
Coding region: 1-939 (312 amino acids)
Biological process (GO): G protein-coupled receptor signaling pathway
Cellular component (GO): membrane
Molecular function (GO): olfactory receptor activity; G protein-coupled receptor activity
Source: RefSeq, a predicted model, not a curated record
AUGGAAGAUCGGGAUAACGCCACCACAGUGACUGAGUUUGUGCUCGGGGGCUUCCCCAGACAGCCCCAAGUGCGUGCUGCCUUGUUCGUCCUCUUCUUGGUCAUGUACGCAGUCGCCAUUGCUGGGAAUGGUCUCAUUCUGGUGCUGAUUGCGGUGGAUUCUCACCUCCACACACCCAUGUAUUUCUUCCUCAGCAACCUGUCCUUCAUCGACGUCUGCUUUAUCUCUAACUCCGUCCCACAGAUGCUGGCACUCUGCUUCACAGACAGGCGCACUGUUUCCUUUGGCAGGUGCUUUGCACAAAUCAACAUCGCUCUUUUUUUGGCAACAGCUGAGUGCCUCUUACUGGCAGUCAUGGCUUACGACCGCUUUGUGGCAAUUUGCAGCCCUCUACACUACAGUUUACUUAUGAGCCAAAAGGUGUGCCUGAUAGUGACAGUCAGCCUGUGGGUCAGCGCUUUCUUCUUGACCAUUGUACCCUUUUUUAGCAUGCCAACACUGCAUUUCUGUGGCCACAAUGUGGUGAAUCAUUUUGUAUGUGAGCUCCAGGCAGUGUUGAAAUUGGCCUGCUCUGACACUUACACCACUGGUCUUAUCAUAAUGAUAACAAGUACGUUAACUCUUGUGUUCCCCUUUGCCUUCAUCCUGGUGACGUAUGGGCGCAUUGGUCUGGCUGUCCUGAGCAUCCGCUCAGCCCAAGGCCAGGGGAAGGCUUUAUCAACCUGUGGCUCUCAUUUGGCUGUGGUGGGCGUUUUUUAUGGCACUACCUUGGCCAUUUACCUGAGGCCUCAGAACAAAAUGUUCUCAAACAGAGAAAAGGUAGUGGGUGCUUUUUAUGGAGUUGUCACUCCAAUGCUCAAUCCCUUGAUCUACAGCCUGAGAAACAGGGAUGUGAAGGGAGCCUUAUGGAGGCUGAUGGGCAGGAAACUAGAGGAAUAA